AUGCUCGCCCAGUGUUCUCUCUUCGUGCAACCGCGGGUGUUCAAGGGUCUCGUGAUGCGGUCCCACGCUCCUGUCGCAUGCUGGGCUGCCUCCCUGCCCUGGAUGACGCAGCAGCAGCGCCGACGCUCCUCCUUCGCCUCCGCCACGCCGGCCGCGCCCAGCACUGAUGCAGGAAAAGGUAACUACUUUCAUUUCUUCCGGAUUGCCAAGCACCCCGACCUCGAUGUGGCGGCGCUGCAGAAGAAGUACCACAACCUCCAACGCCUCGUGCACCCCGACCAACAGCAGGUGCAGGCGCAGCAGCAGCAAGCAGAGGCGGCCGAUGUUGCCCCCGCGACCUCGUCAUCGCCGCUGCCGUUUGCGUGCACCUCCAACGAAGCGAAGAGCAGCACCGAUGUCUCCACGUACGCCAACGCCGCGUACGAGACUCUGCGGGCACCUUAUUCGCGCUGCCGCUACCUCUCUCGCCUCGUGAAGGCUGAAGAAGUCAAGGGUAACCCGCUCAGUGCAGCAGAGGAGGAGGAGCUGCUGGUUGAGGACGAUCAGCGCACCAUGAAGGCGCGUGAGGUGCGACCCGAUGCCCCGAUGAGCGACGACUUCCUCAUGGAGAUGCUGGCCAUGAACGAGUUGAUCUUCGCUGGUGACUCGUCAGACGAGGGCGUGCGUCAGCAGUGGUCUGUGCUCCGCUUCGACCUCGAGGACCGCGCCGUUGGCUACUUCAAGGACGCCAUCAAGAGCUGGAAUGACGGCGAUAUGGGCGCCUUUCAUCACAUCGUCCACGAGUGGACGUACGUGGCCACAGCACUGAACAAUCUGAAGGAGCGCAUGCUCGAGUAG
This is a messenger RNA of Leishmania major strain Friedlin, 837 nucleotides long. RefSeq lists its product as hypothetical. Lineage: Eukaryota; Euglenozoa; Kinetoplastea; Trypanosomatida; Trypanosomatidae. The record is from RefSeq and is a predicted model, not a curated record. Gene Ontology annotation, cellular component: mitochondrion. The transcript has a single exon. Gene Ontology annotation, molecular function: ATPase activator activity; protein-folding chaperone binding. Gene Ontology annotation, biological process: [2Fe-2S] cluster assembly. The coding region runs from base 1 to 837 and encodes 278 amino acids.